Molecule: messenger RNA, 4002 nt
Organism: Adineta steineri
Lineage: Eukaryota; Metazoa; Rotifera; Eurotatoria; Adinetida; Adinetidae
Source: the annotation of a GenBank genome assembly
AUGGCAUAUGCUGAACAGAAUGUAACUGAAGAUACUAUAGCAAUUGCAAAACCAAAACCCAAAGUAUGUGGUGAUGUUCGUGUAACAUUAUUUGAAUUACGUCGUGGUCUUGAUGUUCAUGCAUUAGCAGCUUGUGAAAUAAUUCUUGGGUCAGUGACAUAUGCUCCAAUGCAUUCGUUAACAAAUGUUAAUACAACAACGACAACACCAAUACGUUUUCCAUAUCUUCGUGAAGUUUAUGGUUAUAUAUUAUUAGGUUAUUCAUCAUUGCGUUCAUUUUCAUCGAUGUUUCCACGUUUAUCAAUUAUACAUGGAAGAGAAUUAUAUCAUAGUUAUUCGUUAAUUAUAAUGGAUAAUUUUUUAUUAGAUGAAUUAGGUUUAACAUCAUUGAUUAAUAUACGUCGAGGAAAUAUAAUUAUAGCACGAAAUGCUCAUUUAUGUUAUGCGAAAUCUUUACGUUGGAAUGAUAUUAUGGAAACAAAACAGACACAAGUUAUUACAAGACAAAAUCGUGAUAAUUGUGCUUUUUGUCCUACAUGUCCAUCUGCAUGUUGGUCACCAACACAAUGUCAACAACGAUGUUCAUCACAUUGUAAAGGAAAUUGUCUAUCAGAAACAGUUUGUUGUCCGAUUGAAUGUGUUGGUGGAUGUUAUUAUGGUAAUAUAACAAAACCAUCAAAUUUAAUUUGUAAUGCUUGUAGAAAUAUGAGAAUUUAUGCUACUGGAAGAUGUGUACAACAAUGUCCACAAAAUAUGCUUAAAACUGGUGGUUCAUUGUGUGUCACUCGAACAGAAUGUACAUCAUUCUUUAUGGGUUCUGGUUUUAUUUUGGAAGAAGUCAGUGAAUGUGUUAUAUCUUGUCCAUCUGGUUUUAGUCGUGAAUCAGGUUCACGUUGUAUUCGUUGUACAUCAUCACCAGCUAAUAAUUAUUGUAUGGGUGCAUGUAAAGAAAAACAUAUUCGAUCAAUAGGAGAUUUUCAAUCAUUAAGAUAUUGUUCACGUGUACAUACAUUAAAUAUAUAUAAUAUUGCAACAGUUGAAAAUCGAGGAAAUAAUUUUAAUGAAGCAUUUACAGCAUUUGAUUCACUUGAACAAAUUGAUCAUGAAUUUACUAUACAUAAUGCUAAAGUAUUUUCAUCAUUAAGUAUGUUUUCUCGACUUCAUCAUAUUGGUAUAACAACAAAUGCAACGAUAACUAUUGAAGAAAAUGAAUUUUUAACUGAACUUUGGCCAUUAUCACAACCACCACCUAUUAUUCAAGGAAGUUUAAAUAUUGUUCGUAAUGCACGUUUAUGCUUAAAACAAAUUGUUGAUUUUGUUAAUUAUACAAUGACACAUGAAAAAGAACUUCAAGUAACACCAAAUACAAUGAAUGAAUAUGCCAAUGGAUAUUUAGCAUCAUGUGAAUCAAAUUUUUUACGAAUAACAAUCGACAGAAUACGUUCAUUAACUGCACGAGUUAAUGUUGCUGUACCAAAAGAAUUAUUUUUUCGUUCAAGUGGCAAAGCUGAACAUUUACGUCGACCAUUCUUAUCUGUUUAUUAUAAACCAACACGAACAAAAAAUGAAACACAUUUUGAUGCUAUACAAUCACAUAAAUGGUUAAGAUUAGUUGAAAAAGUUAAUUAUAAUCUAGCACCACAUGGAGGUUCAUUUACAAUGAGUGUUGAAUUAACAUCACUUUUUGGUGAUGAAUGGUAUGCUGUUUAUGCAUCUAUCACAUCGAAUGUUAAUACAGUUGGUCUGUUUUCUCCAAUUGCAUAUUUUCGUACAUUACAACGACAACCUGAAUCCGUAGUUAAUUUACGUGGUGAAUCAUUAUCUCGUUCAACAAUUGAGUUAAUGUGGCAGCCACCAUCGAAAUCUCAUGGUCCAAUAGCAACUUAUCUCGUUUAUUAUGCCCCGAUUGAAGAUCGUUUACCAGUAGAUAAUUGGAAAUUACUCUGUUUAAUGAAGGAUCGUUGGCCAUCAGAAGUAAAUGCUCGAAGAACUGAUUUGAAUUAUACACAAGCAGCACGUUGUCCUCGACCAAAAUCUCGAGCUAAUGAUAUAAUUACAGAUAAUGAUGAAGAAUUCGAUGAAGAUGCCGAAGAAAGUCAAGGUAUUGAUCAAGUUGUUACUGAUUUAUCAGUACUUGAAUAUCAACUUAUCAAUUCUGUUAGUCAACGAAAAGAAGCCUUAUUUAUUCGUCCAGAACUUAAAGAUACAAUUAUCAAUGAUUUAGAUCACUAUUUCGAAGAUAAAAGUAGUGCUUUUAAUGAUCAAUUAAAAUCCGAUUCUCAGGAACAACCUGUUGUUGAACAUAAACCAUAUGUUACAGAUUAUAAUCGUUCAAUAGCAAAUACACGAGUUAUUAUUGAUCGUUUAAGAGAAGCACAAUUAUAUAUGUUUCAAGUCUAUGCAUGUCAUGAUAUAUCAACACAAGUAUUAUCUGAUGCUUGUAGUCAUACUGGAAUUACAAUAACUGUUCGAACAAAAGCUGGUGAUCCAUCACGUGAUAUCGUACGUAAUGUUAAACUUAUUACUCCAGUCGAUAAUUCAAAUCAUUUAACAAGAAAUACGAAAUCAUUUAACUAUUAUAUAUCAUGGUCGAAACCAUUGCAACCAAAUGGACUUAUUUAUUUUUAUAUGGUAUAUAUCGGACAAGAUAGUAAUAAUGGACCAAAAGAAGAACGUUGUGUUGGACAUGAUACACACUCCGUAAAUGUAACACUUUUACCACGAACAACUUAUCGUUUAAGAAUAAUUACAUAUACAAUAGCAAGAUUAGAUAAUGAAUAUAAAGAUAAACAAGUAAUAAAUGAUGAACAAUAUUCAUUAAAUACAACAAAUUUAUUUUUUCAAUUAAUUUUUACAACAAAAGAUUUACCCGGUAAUGAAUUAACUCGACAAAAUCGUAUUAUAUUAAUAAUAUUAAUAACGGGUUCAAUUUUACUUUUAUCAAUAAUUAUAAUUGGUGCACCAUUUUAUUAUUAUAAAUAUGGUCGUGGUGAUACAAAAGCAUCGAUUUCAAAAAAUCCUAAUUAUGAAUUAUAUACACCAGAUCAAUGGGAAAUUGAUAAAGAUUCAGUUACAUUAGAAGGACUUAUUGGUCAAGGUCAUUUUGGUCAAGUUUAUAAAGGUGUUUUGAAACUACAAGAUGGAACAUUAACACCAUGUGCUGUUAAACUUCGAACAACUCAUCCAACUGAUUUAUUACAAGAAGCAUCAAUAAUGAAACAAUUUCAAUGUCAUCAUGUUAUACAAUUAUAUGGUAUAUGUUCACGUAUUCGACCACCAUAUGUAGUUAUGGAAUUAAUGGAGAAUGGUGAUCUGAAAAAUUAUCUAUAUCGACAUCGACAAAGUGAACAUAAUCCAAAUGAACCAACAUUAUCGGAAUCAGCUAUGAUACAAUUAGCAUUAGAUGUAGCUGAUGGAAUGUAUUAUUUAUCAGAUCAAAAAUUUGUACAUAGAGAUUUAGCUGCAAGAAAUUGCCUUGUUAAUGGAAAUCAUACAUGCAAAGUUGGAGAUUUUGGUUUAACUCGUGAUAUAUAUGAAACAGAUUAUUAUCGACGUGGUGGUCGAAGUUUUCUUCCUAUUCGAUGGAUGGCACCAGAAAGUUUAAGAGAUGGCCGGUUUGAUACUGUAUCCGAUGUUUGGUCAUUUGGUGUUCUUCUCUGGGAAAUAGCUACAUUAGCUGAACAACCCUAUCAAGGUUAUGGUAAUGAAGAAGUUGUUCAUUAUGUUCGAUAUGGAAAUAUAACACUUGAACGUCCAUUAAAUUGCCCAGAAAUUUUACAUAAAUUAAUGCGUGCUUGUUGGACAUUUUCACCCGGUGAUCGAAUAUCUUUUCGAUCUAUAGUUGAUGAAUUAGUACCGUAUGAAAAUGAAGAGUUUCAUUUGCAUGCAUACUAUCAUACACAACCAAAUCAAAUCCAGGAAACAGUAUUAGUUAAUAGUAAUAAUAAUGACGAAGAAGACUUAUUAUUAGUUGAUGAUGAUGAUGAUAGUGCACAUUUUUAA